CCGCGUGCGGGCGGCGCCCAUUGGCUGGGCGCGAGUGUGGGAACGGCGGCGGGGGACGUUUCACACGAGCCGCGCGCGUGCGGCGCGCGCUAUAAGUAGGAGCGGCCAAGGGCGCGCGGCACCCGCGCCCCGCCGCCGCCCGCCGGCCCGGAGCGCGCGCCCGCCCGCCCCGCCGUCCCCGGCCCCCCCUCCCCCCCCGCCGCUGCUGCCGCGCCUCCUCCUCCGCGGCGGCGGGCGCUGCCGGCGCGGGCGCAGGAUGCCGGCCGACCUGAUGGAGAAGAGCAGCGCCUCGCCGGUGGCCGCCACCCCCGCCAGCGUCAACGCGACGCCCGACAAGCCGAAGACGGCGGCGGAGCACCGGAAGUCCUCCAAGCCCAUCAUGGAGAAGCGGCGGCGGGCGCGCAUCAACGAGAGCCUGGGGCAGCUGAAGACGCUCAUCCUGGACGCGUUGAAGAAGGAUAGCUCGCGGCAUUCCAAGCUGGAGAAGGCCGACAUCCUGGAGAUGACCGUCAAGCACCUGCGGAGUCUCCAGCGAGCCCAGAUGACCGCUGCACUGAGCACAGACCCCACGGUGCUGGGCAAGUACCGCGCCGGCUUCAGUGAGUGCAUGAACGAGGUGACUCGGUUCCUCUCCACCUGCGAGGGUGUCAACACUGAGGUGCGCACCCGGCUCCUGGGCCACCUAGCCAGCUGCAUGACCCAGAUCAACGCCAUGAACUACCCUGCACCACCCCCGCCACCCCCGCUGCCACCAGCCGCAGCCUUUGGGCCACCCCUGGUGCCACCAGGCAGCGGUGCGGGGCCGCUCCCAGGCAUGCCCUGCAAGCCAGGCGCUGACACAGCCAAGGUGUAUGGUGGCUUCCAGCUGCUGCCAGCCUCUGAUGGGCAAUUCGCCUUCCUCAUCCCCAGCACCGCCUUUGCUCCGGGCGGUGCUGUGCUGCCCCUGUAUGGCGGCCCACCCACGGCUGCCACUGCCGCCUCACCGCCUGGCCCGCCACCCAGCACAGCCGACUCGGUCUGGAGACCCUGGUGAGGGUGGUGGGCACUGGACUGGACUGAGCGCUGCACCCCGUGCUGCUGGCACGGCUGUACAUAGGUUAUAUGUUCAUAUUGGAUUGUGCCUUUGUACCAUAGCACUCCCUUGACAGUGUUUCGUGUUUUACACGAGAUCUUUUUUUCUCCCUUCCCUCCCCUUCCUUAUGUGACACCAAAGAUCGGGGCUUCUUUUUUUUUUUUUUUUGAAUGCUCUUAAAAUAAAAGUGUCUCUUCCAUUUUGGAAGGCCUUUGGAGAUAAGUUGGAGUGCUGGCAUGUGUGCAUAGGAGGCAGCCAAGCUCUUGGCUUGCUCUUGAGCUGCUCCAGGGCUGCCUUGUCCUGCUCUCCAGGCUGGAGCUGUCGCUCAGACCCUCUGUCCCCUCUGUCGUCUUCUGAAGUCACCUGGCCCCUCUUCCUUCCCCCAGGGCAGAUGUAAUUACUGCUUCCUUGGGGGCAGCUCAACUGAUCAGACUUGUUAAAAAGAGCUUGUGUUUGCAGAGCUGGUGAAUGUGCUGAGGGAGGCACCUCUGCUCUGUUUCUGGCUCCUCGGGCUGACCAAGUGGAGUAGCCCCGGUAAAGUGAGACAGAUUUGGCUCCCAGUCUAGGCUGCCUGGGUGAGCCUCCUGCCCUGGACCAGGAGGGGCCGGCUCCCAGGCUGUGGUGUAAAUCGCGAAUGACUUCAGUCAGUUGAUUUAGAGCGGUGCCUGCCAGCUUCUCCUGUUACAAAAACCAGCGGCUCUCCGCAGGACAAGCCUGACACGAGUGCUCCUGUCUCCUGGCUGACAGGCUGCAGCAGGCGCUGAGCACCACCUCCACCUGGACUUAAAAGCACAGAGUUGUUCCUGGCCCUGAGCACCAGCCAGGCUGUGCUUGAUGAUUAAUGCUCUGCAUGUGUUUUUGAUAGAGCUGGGCAUUUCCUCUGCUGUUCUAUGGAAAACAUGUGUCUGGGGGAGUGAUGUGGGGCUGU
This is a messenger RNA of Falco peregrinus (peregrine falcon), 2000 nucleotides long. It is a transcript of the gene HES1, whose product is annotated as hes family bHLH transcription factor 1. Bases 257 to 1033 code for a protein of 258 amino acids. The transcript has 4 exons. The record is from RefSeq and is a predicted model, not a curated record. Gene Ontology annotation, cellular component: nucleus. NCBI's taxonomy places the organism in Eukaryota, Metazoa, Chordata, Aves, Falconiformes, Falconidae. Gene Ontology annotation, biological process: regulation of transcription by RNA polymerase II; anterior/posterior pattern specification; negative regulation of neuron differentiation. Gene Ontology annotation, molecular function: RNA polymerase II cis-regulatory region sequence-specific DNA binding; protein dimerization activity; DNA-binding transcription factor activity, RNA polymerase II-specific.